AUGAAACUUACAGAGAUCUCAUUUGACCGCCUUCGGUCCGCCACGGUUACAGAACUCUUUGAUAUCUCAGAGAAUUCUGGGCUUCUGGACGAUGCCAACCUCAGUGAUUCCGAAGAUCUUCGGGAAAGACUCAUCCUGAUGAAGAGGAAAUUGGAGGGCAGCAGCAACAAAUGGAAGAGUUUGUUCCGAAACACUCAUCAGGAAACGAAAGUGAAAGUUGAGUCCCUUGUUCAGCUGAUCAAAACAGUGGAGAAAACGUUUCAGACAAUCCCAACAGAAUCGCUGUCUGAGAUUCUCCGACAAGAGGGCCAUCUGCAUAGCAGGGAAUUUGCUGAAGGAGAUUUCCACACGACUAAAGAACCUCACAGAAAGACGAAGUUUAGUAGUUGUUGCAGGUAUGUAUGCAGUAACAUGAGAGAAACCAAUGGAGGAAAAAGUACAUUUCUCAAUCUGCUUCUUGGUGAAGACAUUCUACCCACAGAUGUUCUACACUGCACGGUCACCAUAUGUAAGAUUUCGUACUCUGAGAUAUACAGCAUUAAGACAAUAGACUAUGAUGGUAUCGAGGAAUAUUUUCCUUGUUCUUCACUGAAAGAAGUGAAAGCGGUCCUCAAAAAUAAGCUCACACAGCAAGAGAUGAAGGAAAGAGAAGUGGAAUCCUCCGUUAAGGAGAUUAUUAUUGGCAUGCCAGCAGACAUACUUAAGAGUGGAGUCAUUCUGGUAGAUACACCGGGUAUUGGAGAGAACGAAGUCAUGGACGAUGUAACGAUGAAUUUUAUCAAGUCAACACACGUCUCUGCUUUUAUCUAUGUCAUCAAGUCAGAUACGGCAGGAGGGAUACAGGAAGAUAGACUUCUUAGCUUUCUUCGAGCCAUUAAAGAACAGUACUCCUCCAACACAAUGAUUGAAGCAUUUGACCCUCGAGCUGCCAUGUUUGUGUGUAACCGCUGGGACAAUAUAGAGGAGCAGCACAGAGAGAAAGUGAAAAAGAGUGCCCUCAGCAAGCUUGAUUAUGUGUGGCCGGGGUUCGAUCCUUCACAGACAUAUUUCUUUUCGACCAAAGACACAAUGAAGCAUUUGCCAGUUGACCCAGACUUUGUAACUGACAGUCUGAUGGCAUUAAUGAAAGGACUGAAACGCCUCUUCGACAGAGCUAGUCACAAUGCCAUCAAACACCAAUAUAUCUGGCUGAAGUACAUGCUACAGCCUGCGUCCCAUCACCUGAAAUCCAUGAUCACACACUGUAUUAUGUCCAACGAGGAAUUGGAGGAAUACUUUGCAAAUGUUGCAGAGAAGCAGAACCGGCUGAUGGCUUCAUCCACAGAAAGUGCCAGAGACUUGCAAAAAGAGCUGAAUAAAAUGUCAUGGGAGCUAAGAGCAUUGAUAUCUGGACAUCUGAAUUUCGAUUCUAUCAGUCCACGAGCGGAGCUGCAGGAUUGUGAGGAAAUCAUUAGCAAGUGUUCUAGUGAAAACUUUUUCGUCAACCAAGCCAACAGACGAUUGCUCGAUGAAAUGAUUGUUCAAAGCCUACUCAAGCAUGUCGAUGAUUAUAUUCAAACGAGAAAAAUUGUGAAUGAAAUGGAAUCCAAAAUUUUAGUGGCUAUUCAAAACCACCUUGGCCUCUUCAAAUCCCAAAUAAGCCACAUAAAGCAUGAUAUGCUUCAUGGUGCCACUACAAGGGAUUCCCGCAGUCUGUCCACCGUCAGCAUGGAGGAGACCACCCUGAAAUCCCUGAGAGGUUCUAGAGAGUCAGUGAUUUCAACGGGCUCUAACUCAUCCAUUGAGGCUUUCCAUGGAAACAUUGUGUUUGAUCCAUCACAGCUUGCAGUCAUGACCAAAGAUCUUCAUUUAAGAAGAAAGGAAGGCAAGUCAGUGUUGACACCAACAGGAAACAGUAAACAUGAGAUUCGACAAUCACUUUUGGGCAAACUAGGUGACAGAAUCAAACAUGGUGUCUUGAGCAGAACAGAGCCAGCAGCAUAUGUUGAGGACAGAAUACGAAAGUUGUCCAGAGACAUUCGUGAAAAUGAAGAGAGCAUUGAAAGCAUCACUAAGAGUUACACAGAUGGAUUCAGCGUAUAUUGUGUAACAAAUGUUGUGAACAGCAUUCCAAAGUUUAUAGAAGUGAACACAAAAUUAAUGGAUGAAAUCAGAGAACAUCGUGGAAUCUUCCAAAGAAACAAAGAUCUGCUAGUAAAAGUCAUGGAAAACCUGGAGCCCUGCAGACACCAUUUAAAAGGCUAUGGUCUGCUAUACAUGGACGACAUUAAUGCAGAGACACUGGUUUUCAACACUGAGCAACGAACGAGUACAGUCACUGUUCCAAAAGACAUUCUGUCUGAAUCUAACAACACUGUUGAUUCCAGGUUACGAGGCUUCGUCAGUCAGGGUCUGUGGACAGCAUUGCAUGGGGCAACAAUCCAGAUUGACAACGCAGCAAAUAAUGUGGUCAUAAAAACAUAUGCUUCUGAUCUGGAUGAGAAAGUGAUUUUGCCCGAGAUCGCUUCUCUGAGAUGCCUCGAAUACACAAACGUGGCCCCAUUCUUGGGCAUGACCAGAAUUGCAUCUGGAAAUAAUUCGAAGAAAACGUCAUUUCACGGUGAAAUGGAAGCUGCGAGCGACAAGGUGUCUGCAUUUAUCUUCAAGGGUGACCUGGUCUCUGCACGGGUCUAUCAAAGAAAAAAGAUGCGCAAAAUGCAGCAGUUUAUUCCAGAGAUGAUUCAGUCUCUGCUGUGUGGACUUAACUACUUGCACCGUGAGCGGUUAGUUCAUAUGGAGCUCAACUUAAAUACCAUCAUGGUGGAGAGAGACAGUGGAGCAGUAAAACUAUGCCAGAUGUGUAAACCUCGAGAAGCCGUGUUUCCCGAAGAUCUUGGAAUAGCUACAGAAGACUACGUAUGCUUGUCACCCAGUGUGCUGCAAGGCGACAUAUAUGAAAGCACUGAUGAUAUUUACGCCUUUGGACUUCUAUUGUGGGAGCUUUUGUUUCCAGAUAAACUUCCAUAUCGAAAGCAGAGAUCGUGGAAGCUGGAAAUGUUCAUCAAUAGUUGUCAUCCAAUUAACAUGCUGCAGACAGACUUGGAGUGUCUCGCAGUAUCUGACGGCGUACGCGAGGUCUUGAGAAGAACACUGCUGAUAUCCAGGGGAAGUAAAUGCUUGCCGCUCUCUGCAAUUCAAAGCUUGUUACUGGACCUUCGUAAUGAGCCAGCGUUAAGACAUACCAAACGUAAACCAGACCUGACUGAUGCCACGUGGAGCAGCUCUGCUUCACUAUCCGCUCCUGUGGUAGAAAUAACGAGUCCAUCAGGCACAGAAACGACAAUUAACUUUACGUUUGGCGGCAGCAUUGAAGAACCAGAUGAUCCAGAAAGCAAUACUGCGGAUUCUUCUAACCAGUAUUCUAACACAGACAAGCCUAACAGACUCCCAGCUCCUCUUGACUGCCUUAAACAACCAGAAGAGAAAUAA
This is a messenger RNA of Candidula unifasciata, 3468 nucleotides long. NCBI's taxonomy places the organism in Eukaryota, Metazoa, Mollusca, Gastropoda, Stylommatophora, Geomitridae. The record is from the annotation of a GenBank genome assembly.